GCUAUGGGAUAACGGUGCAGAUGAACGUAUUCUUAAAGUUUGAGGAUUUCCGAUGUCGCAGUACACAUCACUUUUGGCUAAACGGAAGAUAUCUGACAACUUUGUCUAAACUUGGCAACGCGAAUCGCAUCGUGAGGAGGACUCGGACUCGGCAUCCGAGUAAACGACUACAACAUUGAACCCACCAAGCUCGUGCGAAUGGUGUCCCGAGUUACGUGUAGCACAUCAGAAUGUCAUUGGGGAAUGGGGAAUAGCUUUCCCCGAAACCAUCCCGAAAUCCAC
Colletotrichum godetiae is the source of this 282-nucleotide messenger RNA. RefSeq lists its product as uncharacterized. Lineage: Eukaryota; Fungi; Ascomycota; Sordariomycetes; Glomerellales; Glomerellaceae. The transcript has a single exon. The coding region runs from base 21 to 179 and encodes 52 amino acids. The record is from RefSeq and is a predicted model, not a curated record.